AUGCUCUCACCUCCAUGCCCUCAACUCCAGCCCAGACAAAACUAUAUUGCCAAUUCCGUCCUGGCAAGCGGUCCCAAGAGCCCAUCAAUCUCUUCUUGCUUUACCUUAGACGUCCACGAAGCACCUCCUCCUUAUCCAGAGGUGGUCGGCUGCUACGUUCUCGAAGAUCCAACGCCACCCCAUGACUUCGAAUCAACGCCAGAAAUGGCUCAUAAAUACAAUCGCCUGUCUAGACCUUCAUGCUCCUUGCCACUAGAGGGUAUGCAUAAAUGUGCCUGA
This is a messenger RNA of Protopolystoma xenopodis, 279 nucleotides long. The record is from the annotation of a GenBank genome assembly. NCBI's taxonomy places the organism in Eukaryota, Metazoa, Platyhelminthes, Monogenea, Polystomatidea, Polystomatidae.